This is a messenger RNA of Fusarium mangiferae, 1158 nucleotides long. RefSeq lists its product as uncharacterized. The coding region runs from base 1 to 1158 and encodes 385 amino acids. Lineage: Eukaryota; Fungi; Ascomycota; Sordariomycetes; Hypocreales; Nectriaceae. The transcript has a single exon. The record is from RefSeq and is a predicted model, not a curated record.
AUGCCCUGUCAUAAACGAAAAGGCCUGUCCCAGGGCCCUUUUGAAGGCAAUCAUACCGCAAAGAUACCCGCCCCUAAGCAACAAAGGUUCGAGGCCCCCAAUGACCCAAAUGUUGACGUUGUGGACGUGGAUGUGGAUAAUCAUCUUGGACGAUCUAUUCGGCGCAUGAUGGUACUUCGCAAAUCGAGCCUUCCUAUUUACGUGGACGACGACGACGCUUACGACUAUGACAUCCUGCAAAAGAGCCCUAAAGAGCUUCAACAGGAACUGCGCAGGCACAUGACUUAUGUCAAUGAUGGGCUAGCACAGUCUGAAUAUAUGGCUGCUAUUGACGAACAUAUUAUAGAUGAACUCGCUCGCAUGGUUUAUGGGUCCAAUAUGAUCGAGAAUGUGGGCGGAGGUCUCGACAUCACACUGAAGCUCUGCAAAGAAGUCUUUCGAGGAGGCAAAGAACCACCCGAAGAGAUUAGCGAACAAGACCCAGAUUACGAACAACUCGAUCUCUAUCUCUACAAUAAGGACCUACCUUGCAAACAUGCCAAUAUCCUUCAAAGUUACCGAGAAAUCGUUCAACAUGCCAAGGCUGCCAGGUUCAUGAUCGAGCAAGUCUGCAUCAACGACAAGAACUUAUCUGAGUAUAUUAUCACGCAAGCGCAUGGUGACCUGACAUACAAAAUCGAAAUCAGCAAGCGUAUACCCUGGAACGAAUACAGUGGACAGUAUCGAUUAUGGAAUGUCCAGUGUGGUUCCCACGUCUUCAUGGACCACAGCAAAGUCCGCAUCGCGAUACGCGACAUGAUAGAAGAACUAGAGUCUGACAUAGAAAAGGCUACAGACAAAGGACAAAUCGACCCGGUAGCGCUUGCAAGUAAGUACUGCCACAAGUUCGUUAACAUCCAUCCGUUUGGAGACGGCAACGGCAGGAUGUGCCGUCUUAUUCUUAACACUCUCCUCAUCAAGUACGGCGGCGGACCAAUCGUCAGCAUUGGGCAGGACGACAGAGAUCGACGAGAAUAUUUGCGAAUUGCCGUGGCACAGAGUAUGAAGCAGCUCGCGUUUUUCACAUUACAACAUGCCUGUGAUAGUAUGCUCAGGUUAGAAGAGGCGACAAAACUUAGGGUAUCCAUCCUAAAUGAUGAAAAGGCUGGGGUAAUUUAG